AUGAGUGCAUUACCUGUGCUAGCAAAUAUCAUAUGUGAAGGACUUGUACGCCCCUGGGGUUGGGGCUGUAAAGGGGCGGCCCUGGUACACUACAGCACCAAGGGGCGGCCCUGGUACACCACAGCACCAAGGGGCGGCCCGGGUACACCACAGCACCAAGGGGCGGCCCUGGUACACUACAGCACCAAGGGGCGGCCCGGGUACACCACAGCACCAAGGGGCGGCCCUGGUACACUACAGCACCAAGGGCGGGGUACACUGGUAGCACCAACACUGGCACAGCAGGGGCGGCCUGGUACAGCACCAAGGGGUGGCCUACUGGCACCAGGGGCAUACAGCACCAAGGGGCGGCCCUGGUACUGGCACAGGGGCGGCCCUUUACCACAGCACCAGGGGCGGCCCUGGUACCUACAGCACCAGCAGGGCGGCCCUGGUACACUACAGCACCAAGGGGCGGCGGGCCGCACCAGGGGCGGCGGCCCCCCUGGCACCAAGGGGCGGCCUGGUACACCACAGCACCACGGCCCCGGUACGCACCAAGGGGCGGCCCAGGGCGGCCUACAGCACCAAGGGCGGCGGGACCGCGCAAGGGGCGGCCCUGGUGCCUACAGCACCAGGGCGGCGGCCUGGUACACCACAGCACCAGGGGCGGCCCUGGUGCACUACACACAGCACCAAGGGGCGGCCUGGUACACCACAGCACCAAGGGCGGCCCGGGUACACAACAGCACCAAGGGGCGGCCUGGUACCUACAGCACCAAGGGCGGCCCCGGUGGUGGUACCUGGCACCAGGGCGGCCCUGGUACACUGGCACCAAGGGGCGGCCUGGUGAGGGGCGGCGGGUACACCACAGCACCAAGGGCGGCGGGUACACCACGCAAGGGGCGGCGGCACCACACACCAAGGGGCGGCCUGGUGCCACAGCACCAAGGGGCGGCCCCAGCACCAAGGGCGGCGGGUACACACCAAGGGGCGGCCGGGUACACUACAGCACCAAGGGCGGCACACCACAGCACCAAGGGGCGGCCGGGUACACUACAGCACCAAGGGGCGGCCCUGGUACACCACAGCACCAAGGGGCCAGCAACCCCACAAGGGCGGCCCUGGUACCCAGGGGCGGCCACAGCACCAAGUACUACAGCACCAAGGGGCGGCCCUGCACUGGGGCGGCCCUGGUACACCACAGCACCAGGGGCGGCCUGGGGGGCCUGGUACACUACAAAGGGGCGGCUGGUACACAGCACCAGGGGGCGGCCCGGUACACUACAGCAACUACGCACCGGGGCGGCCUGGUACUACAGCACCAAGGGGCGGCCCUGGGGGCGGCCCUACACUACAGCACCAAGGGGCGGCCCGGGUACACCACAGCACCAAGGGGCGGCCCUGGUACACUACAGCACCAAGGGGCGGCCCGGAGGUCACUUAAAGAUUAGCAAAUGGCAUGACAUGAUGACACCGAUAUUUUUUGGUGCCAUUGACACUGUUAACGUUUCCUGUACAACACAGGCUCAAAAACAAUAUGGUGCCACAACUGUACAACUCUCACGACCUCCAGAUCUGCAAGUGCUGGAGCUGCUCAUAGGUGGUCCGCCUGCUGCUUCUAUGUCCUUAGGCCUUAAGAGCCCUCGCUGGAGAGAACCUUGUGGCCCAGAUACAGGAACUAGUGCCACUUGA
Molecule: messenger RNA, 1674 nt
Organism: Homarus americanus (American lobster)
Lineage: Eukaryota; Metazoa; Arthropoda; Malacostraca; Decapoda; Nephropidae
Product: nascent polypeptide-associated complex subunit alpha, muscle-specific form-like
Exons: 4
Coding region: 1-1674 (557 amino acids)
Source: RefSeq, a predicted model, not a curated record